ACAGUAUACAGUCUCUGUAUGGGUUGUCAGUAAUGGUCAGCAGAGUACCAACACUAAUGGCAUGGGAAAUGUGUGUCCAAGCAUUCCGAUUGAAGUAUCAUCUGAAGUGACAAAAAGAGAGUUAACUGUAAAUUGGUUGAAGACUGAUGGCCAUGAUGAUCCUGAUGAGUAUGAAAUCACAAUUAAUUCUCCACAAAUGAAGAAGACUGUUGGUGGCGAUAAGAGGACUGUACAAUUCACUGGUCUUACUCCAGGAAAAAGAUAUGAUAUAUCAGUUGUGGCAAAGGUUUCCUCUCCUGAAUGUUUCAGUGUUGCUGCCACAUC
Molecule: messenger RNA, 324 nt
Organism: Owenia fusiformis
Lineage: Eukaryota; Metazoa; Annelida; Polychaeta; Sabellida; Oweniidae
Source: the annotation of a GenBank genome assembly